Messenger RNA from Acanthosepion pharaonis, 1059 nucleotides. NCBI's taxonomy places the organism in Eukaryota, Metazoa, Mollusca, Cephalopoda, Sepiida, Sepiidae. The record is from the annotation of a GenBank genome assembly.
AUGUGUUUCACACAUCUAUCCGAUUCUCCUGUACCGACUCUCUGUACUUCCACUCCCGUAUGCCAAACUAAUAUUAUUAGUUCGGACCUUGUUCUCUUUCUUGUGGAGAGACAAAGCCCCCUGGUAUCUCGCGAGAUCUGUUGCCUUCAUCCCUCUGAGGGCUGUCUGGGUGUGCCUAGCAUUGAGAUUCGUCAACAUAUGCUUCGCAUUACCUUUCUAGACCGAAUGUGUCGCGGAUCGGAUGAGGUGGGCGCCUUCUGGAAAGAGGACAUCCGUAAACAUUUCCCAUCCCUGAGAAGUGUGCACUCGUGCGAGGAGGAGGCCGGUCGUACACCCCGAGCCGAGUGCUCCUUCUACCGCGAAUGUCGUCGUGCUCUGAAACUCCUCUUACGGGCGUCGGAUGGCCUCUCCAACGCCCAAGCGUUGUAUCGACUGUUAGUUAGGGGGGGUGUUCAAGAUGAUCUGAUUGGCGAGCUCGGUCUUACGAAGCAGGAGGCUCGCUCGAUAUGGCCUUGGGCGCCUGUGUUGAAUAAUAACUCAAUAACGAUGAGGCAUCACUCACCUGAUUCUUGGGCUCUCUGGGUCGGCAAGAGACUUUGUUCAGCAGGCUUGGAGAAAUAUCCAAACUGUCGUCGCUGUACUGGGGAAGUCGAGACCAUUGGUGAUGCCUUUUUUCAGUGCAGGACGGUAAUGCCGUUGUGCAAGUUUGUUGAAGGCCUCAUGUUUCGCAUGCUGCAGGGAAAUUUCUUUGUCCUUGAAGCCAGUUCUGUCUGUAGCAAUGUGGUGCCGCAGUUGACGAAGGCUGAACACUAUGUGUUCUGUUGCUUACUAGGGGUUAUGAGAGUCGUGAUGUGGACGACGCGUCAGAAGGAAUUCUAUGAUGGCGAGCAGUUCACCUCUUCACAACUGAUCUUGUACUUUAAGCAUCAGCUUAAAGUCAAGAUUAGGACGGAAAGGCGGCGGCUCCCCUCAUCAGAAUUUGGCAAAAGAUGGGUGAAUCUUGCGCGCUUGUGUCGAGUAAAAGUGGCUGACUUGGAGUGGCAUUUUCAUGCCGGUUAG